This is a messenger RNA of Candidozyma duobushaemuli, 1035 nucleotides long. Its product is annotated as transcription initiation factor IIB. Lineage: Eukaryota; Fungi; Ascomycota; Pichiomycetes; Serinales; Metschnikowiaceae. The record is from RefSeq and is a predicted model, not a curated record. Gene Ontology annotation, biological process: transcription preinitiation complex assembly; transcription initiation at RNA polymerase II promoter. Gene Ontology annotation, molecular function: TBP-class protein binding; RNA polymerase II general transcription initiation factor activity. Bases 1 to 1035 code for a protein of 344 amino acids. Gene Ontology annotation, cellular component: transcription preinitiation complex; nucleus. The transcript has a single exon.
AUGGACUCCCUGGCUGCAAAGCAAGAUGAGCCAUUCAAGGGCCCCAAUUUGAAUGUGACCCUUAUGUGUCCAGACUGCAAGGCUUUCCCUCCAAACCUAAUAGAGCGUUUCAGUGAAGGCGAUAUAGUCUGUGGGGACUGUGGUUUUGUGCUCAGUGAUCGUGUGGUGGACACAAGAUCGGAGUGGAGAACCUUCAGUAACGAUGACCAGAAUGGUGACGAUCCUAGUCGUGUGGGUGAUGCUGGAAACCCUCUUUUGGACAGCGAAAACCUCUCGACGAUGAUUUCGUAUGCUCCUGAAAAUGUGAGGGCCGGAAGAGACUUGAGCAGGGCUCAGGCAAGAUCGUUGGUCGAUAAGAAGGAUAACGCUCUAUUGACAGCGUUCACAAAAAUCUCACAAAUGUGUGAUGCAAUCCAGCUACCGAAGCUCGUGGUUGAUGGUGCUAAAGAAGUUUACAAGAUAGUUUACGAGGAAAAGCGGCUCAAGGGUAAGUCACAGGAGUCUAUUAUGGCGGCGGCGAUAUAUUUGGGUUGUAAAAUGGCGAAGCUCUCGAGAUCUCUUAAGGAGAUUUGGGCGCUUACGAAUGUCCCGAUCAAGACAACCGGAAAGGUCUACAAGAUUGUCAAGCAAAUCUUGAUUGAGAAGAGUCACAAGGAUCCAAACGCUUACUCAUACAUCAAGGACAGCGAGCAGGCCGUUCUGUCGUCGUCCGACGUUUUGAUCAGAAGAUUCUGCUCCAAUCUUGGUUUGAGUAUGGAGGUGACGAAUGCUGCGGAGGCUAUCGCUAUCAAGUGCUUCGAUGAGGGCAUCUUGGCCGGUAGAUCGCCCAUUACUGUCGCUGCGACAGUGAUCUACUUCGCCUGCUUACUUCAUAAUACCCUGAUAACACCCGCACAGAUUGGCACCAGAACCGGUGUCAGCGACGGUACCAUCAAGACGGCUUUCAAAGUGGCAUGCAAGGAUAGGGAUAAGUUGAUAGAUCCGAGAUGGAUAGAGAGUGGAAAAGUGAAGCUUGACAACAUUCCUCAGGUUUGA